AAUAAAAUUGAAGGCUUAGAAUAUGAACGCCAUGGAAUCAGCAGACUUCAGGAGGAGGCAUCUCGAGUACAAAAGAAGACAUACACGAACUGGAUAAAUUCACAUUUGAGGAAGGUAAACUUGCCCGUGAUCUUCUUUGUUCAAAUAGAGAACAUUGGUGCGGAAGACAUUGUCGAUGGGAAUCCAACUUUAACCCUUGGUCUCAUAUGGACGAUCAUCUUACGUUUCCAAAUCGAGGAAAUUGGCAUACAAAUGGCCCAAGAGGAGAGCGGCCCAAAGCUUUCUGGAAAGGAGGCCCUUUUGUUGUGGUGCCAAAACAAGACCAAGAACUACCCUAACGUUAGCGUUAAGGAUUUCUCCGGCUCUUGGCGUGAUGGUCUGGCCUUCGCUGCCUUAAUUCAUAGCCACUACCCGGAUAAAAUUGACAUAGCGCAUAUGAAGCCGAAUGAACCUAUAAAAAAUCUACAGGUUGCUUUCACGACAGCCGAAAAGUGCUUCGACGUUCCUCAACUCUUGGAACCACAGGGUCAGUUUCUUGUGACUUUAUGUUAA
Messenger RNA from Dibothriocephalus latus, 552 nucleotides. The record is from the annotation of a GenBank genome assembly. Lineage: Eukaryota; Metazoa; Platyhelminthes; Cestoda; Diphyllobothriidea; Diphyllobothriidae.